Messenger RNA from Sphenostylis stenocarpa, 774 nucleotides. The record is from the annotation of a GenBank genome assembly. NCBI's taxonomy places the organism in Eukaryota, Viridiplantae, Streptophyta, Magnoliopsida, Fabales, Fabaceae.
AUGUCAAAGAGGAUGUCAAAAACCCUUCGAAAUUACAUCUCCAAGAUCAAACCUUCCCAACGUUCCAUGAUUCAACUAGCCUCCAAGAAAUGGGUCCUCAAAGGGUGCAAGCAUCCUAGGACUCCUUCUCUUGAUAUGGACAAAAAGAAAAACAUCGUUGUUGCCACCAACGCCAAGGACGACGAAGCCAUGUUAGCAGACAUUGACCGUUUUCUUGUCGAGAAUUUCAAGAAUCUAUUCCUCGACGAUGGUGAAGAAACCACCGGCAACAAUCAAUCCAAAGAAAAAGACUCUCUCAAACUAGACUCUAUCAGAUUUGACUCGUCCACAAGGUUCGAUGAGUCGCCACUGAACCUCUUCACAGACACAACCACCGAAGCAGGAUCCAGUUGGGCUAUGUCUGAGAGAGAGGGUGUGGAGGAGCAAACGCCGGUUCCAAGUGACUGCUUGGUGGUGUUGGCCAACUCCAUCAGACCCAAUGAGGAUUUCCGCCGAUCCAUGGAGGCCAUGGUGGAAGCAAGAUUGAAGAAGUGUGGAAAGGUGGAUUGGGACUUCAUGCAUGACCUUUUGUUCUGUCACAUGAAUCUGAAUCAGAAGAAGUGGCACAAGUUCAUUCUCAGCGCCUUCGUGGACGUGGCCACCACCAUGUGCCACCCGCCUGAGAUUGCUCCGGAGAAGCCCCUGCCGCCGCGGAGCGUUCGGACUGUUAGGAUCGGAAGGGAGGUGCGGAAGAAGACAAAGGAAGCAGUCACCUUGGAAUUUGGGUCGUCCUAA